Molecule: messenger RNA, 1296 nt
Organism: Lachancea meyersii CBS 8951
Lineage: Eukaryota; Fungi; Ascomycota; Saccharomycetes; Saccharomycetales; Saccharomycetaceae
Source: the annotation of a GenBank genome assembly
AUGAAGGUGAUAUCGCUAGUCGUUGCCUUUACCAGUUGGACAAGUGCAGCGUUGGCCCGUGUGGUCGACGACCAAGCAACCUUUUUGGGUUUAACGGGAAAAAUGGGCAGAAAUGAUGACUUCCUCCGUGAGUUAUAUGGCGAUCUUUUGAGCCCUCACGAUGGCAUGAAAAUGAGCGAGGUUUCAAGCCUCACGCUGGACGCCAGUGAGAGUGAGGAGUUCCGUGCACGGUGCGGAUUCUACCAAGAAAAUCCUGUAACGUAUCCAGACGACGAUUUGAGCUCCGAUUUGCAGUUGUUUUCGGGCAUUGUCACUUUCGCACAUGUACCUAUGGCGCGGUGCUUCGACCAUCGCAAGGCCAAAAAAGAAUCCUCGCAAUUUGACAUUGCGAUCGUAGGUGCACCCUUCGACACCGCGGUUUCGUACCGUCCGGGCGCGAGAUUUGGGCCAAAUGGCCUGAGACAGGGCUCCAGAAGGCUUGGAGGAGGUAUCCUGCCAGUCAGAGGCUUUCCGGGGUCAAAAUUGCGUCAUUUGGAUCCUUACGACGCAGGAUAUAAGAUAGUAGACUGUGGUGACGUGCCCAUGACGCCCUUUGACAAUAGGAUUGCCUUGAACCAGUUAUACAGGGGCCAAAGGGCUAUUUACAACAGAACUACCAUCAGAGAGGACCUCAAGGUGCCCAAAGUCAUCACUUUAGGUGGUGAUCACACCGUCACAUUGAUGGCUUUAAGAGCCGCAUAUGAGCACCAUGGCCCCGUUGCUGUCAUUCAUUUCGACUCACAUAUCGACACUUGGGACCCAAAAGUGCUUGGUGGGGGAAUCACAAAGACACAGAGUAUUAAUCAUGGCACAUUUCUCCAUUUCGCACACGAAUGGGGCUACAUUGCCGACGAAAAAUCAAUGCACGUUGGCAUUCGCGCGCCAUUCCUUGUAAAGUCUGACGAGAAACACGACUACGACUGUGGAUUCGAGAAAAUUGUUGCACGCGAUUUCGAUAUCUUGGGCUUCCAAGAAGUUGUGGACAAAAUCAAGACUCGCGUAGGUGACUUGCCUGUAUACAUCAGCGUCGAUAUCGAUGUGCUGGACAUCGCUGUUGCGCCCGGAACGGGUACGCCCGAACCAGGUGGAUUGACCUCCAGAGAGCUUCUGACCGUUCUCGACGGUCUUGAAGGGCUGAAUGUGAUUGGCGCUGACGUUGUUGAGGUGUCUCCUGCGUUUGACUCAAAUGGGGAAAUUACUUCCAUCGUGGCUGCCCAAGUGGUAGACUCAUUCUUGGGCCUCAUGACCGUAAAUUAA